GGGAGUACAAGGUGGUCGGGCGCUGCCUGCCCACGCCGAAAUGCAGGACCCCUCCUCUGUACCGCAUGCGGAUCUUCGCCCCGAACCACGUUGUCGCCAAGUCCCGGUUCUGGUACUUCGUUUCUCAGUUGAAGAAGAUGAAGAAGUCUUCUGGAGAGAUUGUGUACUGUGGCCAGGUGUAUGAGAAGUCUCCUCUGCGAGUGAAAAACUUCGGCAUUUGGCUGCGCUAUGAUUCUCGCAGUGGAACCCACAACAUGUACAGGGAGUACAGAGACUUGACCACAGCUGGGGCUGUCACUCAGUGCUACCGUGAUAUGGGAGCUCGUCACCGUGCCCGAGCUCACUCCAUCCAGAUAAUGAAAGUUGAGGAAAUUGCUGCUAGCAAGUGCCGCAGGCCAGCGGUGAAGCAGUUCCAUGAUUCCAAAAUCAAGUUCCCUCUGCCGCACAGAGUUCUGCGCCGCCAGCACAAGCCACGUUUCACCACCAAGAGACCGAACACUUUCUAUUAAAUACAAAACGUGCUGUCAACUCUGUGUUAUAAUAAAGGUCUUAUUUGAACCUUU
Messenger RNA from Acanthisitta chloris (rifleman), 563 nucleotides. It is a transcript of the gene RPL18A, whose product is annotated as ribosomal protein L18a. Bases 66 to 509 code for a protein of 147 amino acids. The record is from RefSeq and is a predicted model, not a curated record. Gene Ontology annotation, cellular component: cytosolic large ribosomal subunit; ribosome. Gene Ontology annotation, molecular function: structural constituent of ribosome. The transcript is spliced from 4 exons. Gene Ontology annotation, biological process: translation. Lineage: Eukaryota; Metazoa; Chordata; Aves; Passeriformes; Acanthisittidae.